Messenger RNA from Closterium sp. NIES-65, 2817 nucleotides. The record is from the annotation of a GenBank genome assembly. Lineage: Eukaryota; Viridiplantae; Streptophyta; Zygnematophyceae; Desmidiales; Closteriaceae.
AUGGCUGGCGUCGCGCCGCCGGCGGGGAGCAGCGCGAUUCCCGACCUGAACGAGCCUUUCAUGGAGGAAGAUGUAGACACCGCUAGGGCAAAUAUUCCCGCCGACAUGGUGGUCGACGUAGACGCCGCUAGGGCAAAAAUUCCCGCCGACCCGACCAUCCCCCUACCGCCAGGGACGAAAGGGGCUCCCGAACCCGGGCCGGACCGGUACUCGCCGCGUUCGGACACGGAGCAGCCGCCGCCAAUUGGACCAUUUCCAGAAAACGACUACAUGUAUCUGACCGUAGAGGACUUGUUGGCAGCCGACGAGAAAGAUGACGCCUUCCUGCAAAACAUUCCGCGCGACGAUUUUGCGGAAGCCGCCUUCGACAUCAACAAAGAGCUCGCCAAGAAGAACAGAUUGCUGAGGAUGAUGUGGGGUUUCCGGCAUCUCGACACGCUGGAGGCGAGAACGACCCGGAUUCAGUACCUGCGGGCGCUGCUCGACUUCAGGAGAUGGUGCUGCGCGAACCUUCCAAGACAGCAAACCGCCAGAGUCAAGGGGGACGGCGUGCUGGAACACGAGGACGAGAUAGGGAGGUACAUCGACGAAGACAUGGCGCUCCAGACGGCCUGCAAGGUCGAGGGGACGCUCUUCGGGGUGAAGGAGCUCCACAUCAUGUACGACAUCUCCGAGGUCCGCUCGGAGGUGCGCGCGAUGGUCAGAGAGAAGUGGCACAGGGACGACAGGGAUUGCGUCGACCGGCACCGCGGAACGCUCGGCGACACGUACACCACCGACCAGAUCCGCCACCUCAUGUUCAAGGUCUUGCCGACCUGGGCAGCUCGGGCGUACGAACCCAAAGCGGCCACCCCCUCCCAGACACUGUGGAAGUUUCUGCUGAUGAAGACGAUGACCCUCUUGGGUCACCACACCCUUCUCCGCGGAGCCAGUCUCCGAGCGAUCGAGCUCCCCGACCUGUUUUUGUACAGAAUGGGGAGCGCGUCGCCCGAGCACUCCACUCGACGGCCGGUUGUCAUGGUUGUCGCGUCACGAAACUCCAAGACGAACAAGGAUGCUCGUCUGCAUCACAGCUACGCGGCGAGACACCUGGACCAAGAGAUGUGCGCCGUCGGUCACACACUGUUGUGGCUGCACUUCGUGUACGACCAGCUCAGCCGAUCGCCCACUUCUCGAUGUGUGCCGCCCCUCGACUUCAUGACUCCGUACAGCUGGUAUCACAAGCACCUCUUUCAUGCUCGGAACGACAAGGAACAAAAAGAGCUGCCGGCGUCAUCUCAUUCUCGGAUCACGAAAGAGAUGUGGCGGACGAACAACAUCUUCAUCACGCGCAACACCCACGCCGCCCGGGCGGGUGGGGCACAGGAGCUGGCCGACGACGGCGUUCCGCGAUCUGACAUCGCCGACUUGGGCCACUGGGCGCUCGACAAGCUCGCGAAGAGCUACAUCACGACCAUCCCGAAGGCGGCGGUGUUGAGAAAGGCCGGCUACACGGGCAAGCGCGGCGACUACCACCUCGGCCGGAGCAUGGUGAAGCCCGACGACAAGGUGGUGGCCCUCAUCGCCCAGCACAUCUUUCCGUGGGCUGAAGCGGAACUGGCCAAGGUGAGCAUUUCGGACGGCAAUAACGCCGACAACCCGCCGACCAUUUCCACGACGACAUUAUACCGACGGCUGAUUGUGUUUGUGUUUGUGUUCGACUCGCAGGCGGUAAAAUGCGCAUCCGCGAGAGAGCCCAACACGGCCGGGGUGCACUUCCUGCAAUCGCUCAUCGAGUUCGGCCGCCGAAUCGUCGCCGAGGAUCUUGCGUGCAUGCUGAUGCGCGAACCGUGGCACCCGUACGUCCAGAGUUCCAAGCUCUGCCGCGACCCCGACUUCCAAAAAUGGGCCAAGGACGUCAACCGGGUGGACCUCGAAACCAUCGCGACGCGCAGUACUCCGAGCGAGAACCCCCAAGAGGAAUUCAGCGCGCGAAUCGACGCCGAAUAUCAGGUCGACCAGCUCACCAUGAUGCUGCACCGCCAGAGGGAGGAUGCCGCGAUCGAGAAGCUUGAGAUGCAGAAGAAGUUGGAGGAGAAGGACGCGGAGAUCGCGAAGCCGAUGACGGCCGCCGAGAAGGCAGCGUCCGUCAAGAUCGAGAAGGAACAGGAGGAUGACCUGACGUACGAGGUCAACGUCGUGCAUCCCUGGCGCACAUCCAAGACGGUCGAGGCUGCAUGGCGCUGGUGGAACAACCCGUCCAACUUCGACUCGCGUCCGUUGCGCGAACGUUUCGACGAGCACAGAUUCCUCGUCAGACACACGCGCAUGAUCUGCAAGGUCGAAAAGGGCGCCAAACCCGCCGCGUCGGCGAAGUCGGCGAAGAGCUCUAGUCCCACGACCGAGGUGGGUGAGACGGGGAAAAACGAUGCGCUGCAGCACUGCACUCGCCGGAUGAGGCGGAUCAUGGAAGCGGUGCACGACUUGCGGCGGAGCGACGACGCCGCUGACACCGCCGCCGUCAUUAAGCUACUCGACCACCUGGGGCAAGCGGGGCUUUCCACUUUCAGCGACGCGCUCUUGGUCCUCCGUGCAACCCCGCCCAUCAAGGUCCCCACCACAGCCGACGGAAAGUCGGUCGGCAUCAAGGGUCUGGACAAGCCGCUGGCGAGGAAGCUCGCCGUUGCGUGGGGCGUGGUCACGGCGGGCUACAUGGACGCUGACUGGGGAAAGACGCUCUUCGGCGACUUGUGGGAUGAGCAGGCCAAUAAGGCCGGCUUGGAGGCCGAGGCGACGGUGGGAGCCAUCGGCGCAGGGAAGCGCAAGAGGGCGGGCUGA